GCACGCGCACAUUGCUUUCGCAAUUUCCCGCGCUGCCGCUGCAUUCCCGUUAUCUUUCCCGUUAUCUUCUCCCGUUAUUAUUGUCGUUCCCGUUAUCCCGCCCUGCCCCGGAGCGGGUUCCCGUCCCUGGGGAGCGGCGCGGGGCCGCGGCCAGGCGGAAGCGCGGCGGGCGGGGGCGUGGCCGUGCCUCUGACCCGCGCCCACGUGCUCGGCGGCGCACGCGGAGCCGCCACCAUGGAGCAGCCCAGCCCCUCUGCAGACAGCGAGGAGCUCUCAGAGAGUGAGGAGAGCGUUUAUUCCGGCCUGGAGGAUUCGGGGAGCGACAGCGAAUCCUCCGGGAACGACGAGGAGGAGGAGCAGGAGGAGGAGGAGGAGGAGGAAGAAGAAGAAGAAGCCCCCGGAAGCCCCUCGGCUCCCCAGACACAGGCCAAGGGGGCUCCCGGGAAGAGGAAAACCUUGGAGGACGAUUCCCCGUUGGAAGGGAAGCAGGACUUGGUUGUGCACGAUGAGUACGAGGAGGACAGCUCGGACGAGGAGGACAUCCGGAACACGGUGGGGAACAUUCCCAUGGAAUGGUACCAGGAUUUCCCGCACAUCGGGUACGACCUGGACGGGAAGAGGAUCUACAAACCCCUGCGGAGCAAGGACGAGCUGGACCUCUUCCUGGAGAAGAUGGAAAACCCGGAAUACUGGCGCACGGUGCAGGACCGGCAGACGGGGGCGGAGGUGGCUCUGUCGGAGGAGCAGCUGGAGCUGGUGCAGCGCCUGCAGCGGGGACACUUCGGGGACGUCAACUUCGACCCCUACGAGCCGUCCGUGGAUUUCUUCAGCCACGAGGUGCGGAUCCACCCGGUGACCAACCGGCCUGCAGACAAGCGGAGCUUCAUCCCUUCCCUGGUGGAGAAGGAGAAGGUCUCCAAGCUGGUCCACGCCAUCAAGAUGGGCUGGAUCCAGCCCCGGAAGCCCAAGGAGAACGUUCCCACGUUCUACGACCUGUGGGCGCGGGAGGAUCCCAACUCGGUGCUGGGCCGGCACAAGAUGCACGUCCCCGCUCCCAAAAUGCCGCUGCCCGGCCACGCGGAGUCCUACAACCCGCCCCCGGAAUUCCUGCUCAGCCCCGAGGAGGAGCUGGCCUGGCGGCAGCAGGAGCCGUCGGAGCGGCGCCUGAGCUUCGUGCCGCGGCGCUUCCCGAGCCUGCGCGCCGUGCCCGCCUACCCGCGCUUCAUCCACGAGCGCUUCGAGCGCUGCCUCGACCUCUACCUCUGCCCCCGCCAGCGCAGGAUGCGGGUCAACGUGGAUCCUGAGGAUCUCAUUCCCAAACUGCCCAGGCCGAGGGAUCUGCAGCCCUUCCCCACCACCCAGGCCCUGAUCUACCGCGGCCACUCCAGCCUGGUGCGGACCCUGAGCGUCUCCCCCAGCGGGCAGUGGUUGGCGUCAGGCUCCGACGACGGCACGGUGCGGUUCUGGGAGGUGAGCACGGCGCGCUGCCUGCGCACGCUGCCCCUCGGCGCCGUCGUCAAGAGCGUGGCCUGGAACCCCAACCCCGGCGUCUGCCUGGUGGCCGUGGCCGUGGACGAGCAGGUGCUCCUGGUGAACCCGGGCCUCGGGGACCGGCUGCUGGUGGCAGCCACGGACCAGCUCCUGGAUUCCUGGGAAGCGCCGGAGGAGGAGCGGGUCCAGCCGGUGCGCUGGGUGCCGGCCGGCCCCGAGGAGCGCGGGAAGGGGAUCCGCCUGCUGGUGCAGCACGGCAAGCCGGUGAUGCAGGUGACGUGGCACGGCAAGGGCGAUUACUGGGCCUCGGUGGUGCGGAACCCCGGCAGCCGGCAGGUGCUGAUCCACCAGAGCAGCCGGCGCUGGAGCCAGGAUCCCUUCCGGAAGAGCCCGGGGAUGAUCCAGUGCGUGCAGUUCCACCCGCUCCGGCCCUACUUCCUGGUGGCUUCCCAGCGCUCCGUGCGCAUCUACAACCUGCUGCGCCAGGAGCUCACCAAGAAACUCCAGAGCAACUGCCAGUGGAUCUCCAGCAUGGCCGUGCACCCCGGAGGGGACAACGUGAUCUGCGGGAGCUACGACAGCAAGCUGGCCUGGUUUGACCUGGACCUGUCCACGCGGCCCUACCGGCUGCUGCGGCACCACGGCCGCGCCGUGCGCUCGGUAGCGUUCCACCGGCGCUACCCGCUCUUCGCCUCCGGCUCCGACGACGGCUCCGUCAUCGUCUGCCACGGCAUGGUCUACAAUGACCUGCUGCAGAACGCGCUGCUGGUGCCGCUCAAGGUGCUCAAGGGCCACGCGCCCGCCCUGGACCUCGGCGUGCUCGACGUCGCCUUCCACCCCCAGCAGCCCUGGCUCUUCUCCUCGGGCGCCGACGGCACCGUGCGCCUCUACACCUGACCCGGGAUCCGCCCCGGGAUCCACCGGGAUCCGCCCCGGGAUCCACCGGGAUCCAUCCCGGGAUCCAUCCUGGGAUCCACCCUGGGAUCCAUCCUGGGAUCCACACCGGGAUCCAUCCCGGGAUCCACACCCAGAACCUGACCCGGGAUCCACACCGGGAUCCACACUGAUAUCCACACCCGGAUCCACCCCCAGCAGCCCUGGCUCUUCUCCUCGGGCGCCGACGGCACCGUGCGCCUCUACACCUGACCCGGAUUCACCCCGGGAUCCACUGGGAUCCACCUUGGGAUCCCCAGCUCUUCUCCUCCGGUGUCGAUGGCCUACACCUGACCAGACCUGCCCAAAAGGAUCCAACGGGAUCCAACAGGAUCCACAGGGAUCCUCAGCUUUUCUCCAAGGGCACAGUGCACCUCUACACCUGACCUGCCCAACGGGAUCCAGUGGGAUCCACCCCGGGAUUCCUGGCUCUUCUCCAAGGGCACUGUGUGACUCUACACCUGAAAUUCCCAACGGGAUCCAGCAGGAUCCGCCACCUUUGGAAUUGCCAGUGCUCAAUAAAGGCUUUUUUUGGAUACGA
Passer domesticus (house sparrow) is the source of this 2965-nucleotide messenger RNA. It is a transcript of the gene BOP1, whose product is annotated as BOP1 ribosomal biogenesis factor. The transcript is spliced from 16 exons. Gene Ontology annotation, cellular component: preribosome, large subunit precursor; PeBoW complex. Bases 235 to 2388 code for a protein of 717 amino acids. Gene Ontology annotation, molecular function: ribonucleoprotein complex binding; protein binding. The record is from RefSeq and is a predicted model, not a curated record. Lineage: Eukaryota; Metazoa; Chordata; Aves; Passeriformes; Passeridae. Gene Ontology annotation, biological process: maturation of LSU-rRNA from tricistronic rRNA transcript (SSU-rRNA, 5.8S rRNA, LSU-rRNA); ribosome biogenesis.